Messenger RNA from Monodelphis domestica (gray short-tailed opossum), 3102 nucleotides. Lineage: Eukaryota; Metazoa; Chordata; Mammalia; Didelphimorphia; Didelphidae. The record is from RefSeq and is a predicted model, not a curated record.
AAGCUAGAAAAUAAGAGUUAAAAAAAAAAGCAGAUGUAGGUAUUUAUAUUAUCGUUAUUGUAGCUGUAUAUCUUCUCUCCCCACUCCACCCCUCUUACUCAACUGAAAGCUCAUUGAUCUUUUUAUUCGACAAACAUUUCUGUAACUCUUUCUUCAGGCCAAUCCCAAUAUAUGUACUGCCUUAAUCUCCCAGUUACACAGGUAAGUAGACUGAAGCUCUGGAGGAUUAAGAAAACCACGCAGGGUCACGGAGGUACAAAGGGGAGUUAAGGUCCUUUUUCCUCCUCCCAUUUUUGCAUCCUUCCCACGGAGCAGGCCGGCUGAGCCAAGUCCUGGCAGAGGUGUAGAAGACGGUGCUGACUGUUGGGCCUCUCCGGUGCCCCGGGCUCCCGAAACCCCAGCCAUUUCACCGCAUCAGGCUCUAAUCUUGGUCUGUAUGCUUGCAUCUUUCUCCCCUGCCCCUGCCCCCGCUUUACACAUCUGGGAGAAGCCAGCUAGCACCCACAACGCAGCAGGACCUGGCGGGGCUGGGGCCAGGAUCCGGGGGCGGGGCUCGACGCCGGCGGGACCGCGGCAGUUUUCCCGCCGAGCUGGGGCUGCAGGUGUGUGUGUGCUUGUGUGUCAGUUGCAGCUGCAGCUGGCUGCCACCUCCCCCCAGUUAUCCCUUCACCUUCCCCCACCCCCCAUGGCCGCCAUGCUGCCUGCCGACUGCUCGCGCAGACUGGUUGCAGAGCUCCUAGGAGCCUUGGAGGCUUGCCAGAAGAAGGAGAAGGAUUUGCAACAAUCCCUUGCUCGCUGCCGGGUGUUACUUCAACCUUGGGAAGUGGCCUCUCCCCCAAGCCCUGAGCCAGCCCAGAGGAGGGACAAGGAAGCUGCAUGUGAACCAACUCCCAAAGACCUCAAGGAAUUGGAGCUGCUGACCCAAACCCUAGAGAAAGCCCUUCGCGUCCGGAAAGGCAUCGUCCGGGUCCAGUCAGAAGAAAGUGUCUCCAGUGGAAAAGCUGUCCAGCCUUUGGUUGCUGCCCAGGCAGGCCCUGGGGCCAGGCCCAGAACUUCAAAUCCAAAAGCUUGUGUUCCAGCCAGGCCCCCAGCUACCUCUCAGAGGGCUAGCAGUGGGGUGAAAAGGCCUAUCAGAGCCCCCUCUCAUAGGGGCAGGGCUCCCAAAGAUGCUCUCACACAUGCCAAGCAGCCAGACCACUUAGCUCCUCUAGAGGGGCCGGCUCAGCCCUGCCCUCUGCCUUCCCAGGGCCAGGUCCCUGGGGUCCCAACCUCCACCCCAGUUUCUGCUUCAAGAGAAGUGGGUGCUGUUGCAUCCAAGCCUGGGCCAGAACAAGGAAAAACCCCACCAGACCUGAGGUCUGAGCCCUUCACACUCAAGGAGAAGGGGACCCAGCUGCAGCUGCCUCUCUUGUAUAAGAAAAUAGCUUCCAGAAAUUCCAGCCUGUGGGCCCAGAUCCAGCAUUCCCAGUUCGAUGCUGAUUCUGAUGUGGCUGCUGCCAAAGCCCAUUUCUUAGAGAGGAUGAAGAAGACUUUUGACAUGCCUGGCCCAGCCAUCAGCCCUGCUGAGGUCCAGGAGGAAGUGAAUCGCCUGGACCGGGCCUGCCACUUACUGACCCAGCAUCUGGAAGAGACGCUGGCCAUGAGUGGGGAGGCAGCUGCAGACUCCCUGAGCUUGGAACAGGAAUACCGCUGUCUGGUCACCCUCGAAGGGCUCCAAGCCACUGUAGACCAGCAUCUGCUUAGACUCCAAGAGCUUCGAGAAGCGGAGGAGCACUGGUCGGGGCUUGGGCCUGCAGAGAGCCCUCCAUGGGGCCUGGGCCUGCGUGUAGGAGGGAGGGGGUCCCUCUGGAACAGCAGCCGGCUUUCCUACUCCAGUGCCCGAGAGCUGCAGACCGUGGCAGCGCUCAGUCUCCGAGUGGCCAUGCUGAAGCAGCAGAUCCAUCUCCAAGAGGUACGGCCUCCCGCGCCCAGCACUUGCGUCCUCAGGCUCGCUCCUGCUGGCUCUUACCACAGUGACAGCCUGUGCCCCGCGGUCCGAGCGAGGGGAGAACCUGACCCUGUGCACACGGCUUCUCGUUCUGUCCGGCGGCCUCUGGCCAGGCUGAGGUGGGGGGGUCUCGGGACGGGGAGGCUGGUGGCUUUAGAACUCUGGUGGUCUCUGAGAGUUUGUCUCUGGUGCGCCCCAGGUUCUGAUGGAGGAGCUUCUUCCCCUGCUGGGAGCCGAGAGCCCUGCCAGCCCUGCUCAGCUGGCGCUCUACCGUGCCAUCCACAGCCAGCUCUGUGAGGCCGGGGAGCGCUUCUCCGUCCUGGUGAGAGACGAGCCGUCUGUCUGAGCCCCCCUCUGCCCGCUGGGCCGCCUCGUGCUCCUGCAGGACCCCGGGCCGCUGCCCCAGAUGGGAACAGGAAGCCUCGGCCGUCUGUCUUUCUGCCUAGUCUAGGCCCAGCAUAGGGAUUCUUGUUGGUCCUGCAGGGAGAGCACGUGGGGAAGGGAAGGAAAGCCAGGCUGUGGAGGGACUGUCGGGGCUCGGGUUCUGAUUGUGUUCUGGGGACCCUCGCCGUCAAAUCAGUGACGUUGCCCUAAUUGCGGAGCCCCUUCAGCCAUGCUCCACUUCCCACAUCACCCAGUGCAGGUCCUUUGUUCAGGGAGGGAGUGAUCUCGAGAUCUAUUGAAAGGCCCAGAGUUCAUCCCUCUUUAGCCUAGGCCAAUGGGGGGGGUCUUCCUGGAGGAGGUGGGACUUGAAGAGUGGAGCUGCCCCAGGGAAGAAAGAAUUCUGGAUGGGGGACAGAGUUAGUGCAGGGAAAGAGAUGGCAAAACCCGGCUGUUUGAAGAGAGCAGCCAACAAGUGGGGCCAGCUUGAGGGGUUUGGAUUGAUUCUCUAGGCCGUGAGGAAGCUGUGGAAGGGGAUAUGGGGCGGCCAGAAGACCAAGCUCUAGUCUCAGCUCUCUACCUUACUCCUGGGGUCAGGUUUCUUCAUCUGUAUUGGGCGAGAAUAAGCUUUUCAUAAUGAACAUCAAAGAAUUGUCUUGAGAAAGUACUUUGUAAGUCUUAAAGUACUUUGAAAAUGUGAGUUUUGUCAAUAAUAAAGGUAUUUGUGAUUCAAA